Magallana angulata is the source of this 3407-nucleotide messenger RNA. RefSeq lists its product as uncharacterized. Bases 764 to 1747 code for a protein of 327 amino acids. The record is from RefSeq and is a predicted model, not a curated record. The transcript is spliced from 10 exons. Lineage: Eukaryota; Metazoa; Mollusca; Bivalvia; Ostreida; Ostreidae.
UUAGCAUUUGCACUCACAUAUAUGAGACACACUUAAUCGAACUGUGCACGGAUAAUGCAUACUAGCGAUUACAUUUUGGACUGCGUGAUGCUUUAAGUGUAAAGAGAACUCAUUUCCAAGUAUCUGUCCGCACCUAUCCAAAGAAAAUAUAUACGGAUGAUGUAUCUCACGUUGCAUUGUAGAUGAUGAAUGUGACUUGUUACCAGUUUAAAAUCUGAAUGCUAAUAGAGCUGGUUCUCCUACUUUAUCUCUUCUUCGGAAAAAUAUAUGUGGCCUAUACUUAAAUUUUAAAAAAGAGGCAAUUUUAUCAUUCAAUAAUUGUUAGUAAUAAAUUGCAUUUGAAGAAAAUAUGAAUCUGAGGAUGUACAUUUCAACUUAAUGAACACAUUUUUUUUACAAGGCAGCUCAUAUCCUUCCAUUAAUUAAUCUAUUACCGUUUGUUUAUAAAGAGUUACCUGUAAUUAUUUUUAUAUAGUUGAAGCUUCCUGGUUAAAACUUUUUUGUACAUAAAUUUACGUGGCUUCUAGUAAUAGGUUCGCAUAAAAUUGUCCCAUUAGGAUUUAUAUUUAUGUGAUAGUUGGGCUAUUACCCAUGUGCUCGAUUUCAGAAGAGAAGAAUCUUCGCACACCCAAAACAAAAAAAAAUUAUUCGAAGUGAAAGCAAGAUGAAACAUUUAUGCGGCGUUCGACCUUCAUAUCCGACAAUUAUAUCAGAGACGUUGCAUUGUUAAUAAAUAAAAGAACACAAAUCGCAUCACAGGAACAUGAACAAUAAAGAACAGUAUUUUCAACAGCAUAAUCUAACUGAGGAUUUAUACAGAAACGUAGCCACCAGGACAUGCCAUACUUUGCUGGCUUUGAAAGGAAUUCUUUUGGUUGCAGCGAUCGUGCUAAUAUCGUCUACAAAAGAGAUUUCAAUAGCCAAACCAUGUGACCUAGAAAAAGUGCUUGUUUCUUUUGGUGUGGACCAAACCUCACCCUGUAAAUACGACGACAUAAAGAAAAAGUCAACAAAUCUCUGCACUUUAGGCAUAUUAUUCUUAGUUCUAAAUGGAAUUAUUUUCCUUCUGAUAUUGAAUUUCUUGUGGAUUCCUAAAAACAAGAAAUUCGGUAUAUGCAUCGCACUUGUAGUUGUGUAUGCAAUUGUGGCAGCUGUAUAUUCAGGCCUAGCGAUAAAGUUCUACAAAGAAGUACUUGACUCCAAAGAAAGACAAACGGACACGAACUAUUCCCAUAUAAAAACAACAAUGAUGACUCUACUCAUGAAAAAUUAUACAUCGGAUAAUGUUACCAGUGGCGAUGCAAUAUCUGAUAGUUGGAACAAGUUCUUCAUCGAGUAUGAUUGUUGUGCUAUAAACCAAGUCACAGGAACGACCAACGACUUUGACAGCACUCCAUGGUGUACAACAUCAGGUUCCUGUCAGGCAACGGCUUCCCAGAUCCCAAAGACCUGCUGCAAUGGUGUCUCAGAGGACGAUUAUGAAAGCGCACCGACCACCUGUCAUUCCUCUGUUAAUCCUGGGACAUUCAGAUCUAACUGUAUGAUCCCUAUCAAGAAACUAAGCACUAUUAACAUUGGAGAGUGUCAGAUAAGCCUAGUACUGACCACCUUACUGACUAUUGGGACUUUGGGGAUAGCUGAAUUUCUUCUUGAAGGGAUUUUGAUAUCAUAUUUUUGCUGUUUGAUUCGAAACAAAAUAUGGCCACCAAAAAAGGAGGAGACUGAAAUGAAUGAAAAAAGGAACUGACCUUUUAACUUGUGUUUGAUUUGAUGAAACAUAAUGUAAUUUUUAUUUUUAAAAAUUUACCUCUAAGUUAUAUAUUUUGAAUACCCUAGAUAUUUCUACACGUUGAACGCUGUUUUUAACGUUUAUUUAUUAAGCCUAUUAGAACUAUUUUACAGUCUUUGUUUGUUUAAUUUUGAAGAGUUACGGGAAUUCUGGUCGCAUAUUUAGGAAAAAAGUAAUAUAGUCUUUUUGAUUGACAUCUGCCGAGUAUGAUUCCCUCUAUUUCUUACGAAAACUUAUUGUAAUUCCUGAAUUGCAACCUCAGAAAAUUCACGAACUGCGCGAAAUAGUUAUAAUAAUGCCACACUCAAAUUCCAAAAGGAGACGAUCUGGCUUUUUCUUUUAUUCAACAUACUGAUGUACAUUAACAGUAAUUUAGUUUAUUUUACUUACUUUUGUUUUACUUAGCUUAUCAUUUAGUAAAAGGAAAGAUGUAGAUAUACGCAAUAGAAUGCUUUUUUGGAUGAAUCAUGCAGGUUACGAAGGUAGCGAUCAUUGCAAGGAAAAUUUACAUAACCCGCUAACGCGGCAAUGAAUUGGAAACUAUUACAGAAACGCUAGUAUGUAGACAUUUCGUUUUUAAUUGUUAUCGUAGUCAGGAAGGCAUUGUACAUCAUAUUGGAUUUAAACAAGUUCUGUAAAAAAUUCUUAAGGGAGAAUGUUUGAAUACGAUUUUGUUUUAAGAGAUAUUUUCCUUAAAAAAUAAGAGUAACAGAUUGCCCAAAUCUUUUUUUUUUUUUUUUUUAUAAUUUUUGCUAUAAUGGGUCUGCUGAAAAAUAUUUUCACUCCUAUGUGUUGAUGUUUAACUCCAUUCAAAGAACGUUUUAAAAAAGGUGUAUGUAGUGGGUAUAUCUAUCUCAUAUAUAAAAAUAUUUUUUCGAAUAUAAUAAACCUUCGAUUUUUACAUGACAAAAGCGCAUCCUGAGUAAAACACUUACUCCAUUGAGUAAUAAAGAUACAGUAUACAUCUAUAUUUUGAAUAAAAUGCAUAUAAGUACAAUUAACACUAUCGCAGUUUUAUUAUUUUUUUAAAAUAAAGUUUGUGUUAUUUGAAGACAUGUCAGGAUGAUGGCACUUUCAGUUUUUUACAAUGUAAUUUGAAUCAUUGCAACGGAUCUAGAGUAUAUGAGACAAUUUCUGGGGAAUCACAUACGGACUGUAAUACUUUGUAAAUAACAUUGACAGUCUUAUUUUUAUGAUGGAAUACUUAUUUUUUAUUGAAAACCAGUGUUUUCAGAUCGUUGAGGUUUUGUAUAAUCCUCUAUUUUUCGUGAAAUCAAAACCUAUAUAUACCAAUGAAACACAGUGUACAUUGUAUGGAAUUGUUGUUAUUUAUCAUUCUUGUAAAAAUAAAAUCAGUUGUUUUUUUUGGCGAUAAAUGCUUUGACGGACUGUAACCGUUUAAACACUAAGUGCUUAAUGUUUAUUUGAAAAGUAAUGUAAUCUUCGGAAAAUAUCAAAAACAGGGUUUUAAUUAUUAUAUUGGAGAUGGGCUAAUAAUUAUUCAUGGCUGUACCUGGAAUUGUGUAUUUACAUAUUUGUAUUACGUAAAAUAUUUUCAUGUUCAUUUAUUGAAAGUCUUAUCAUACAACCAUUUGCAUAAAGAUAUGUUUAUUUUUAA